Messenger RNA from Iphiclides podalirius (scarce swallowtail), 711 nucleotides. The record is from the annotation of a GenBank genome assembly. NCBI's taxonomy places the organism in Eukaryota, Metazoa, Arthropoda, Insecta, Lepidoptera, Papilionidae.
AUGUUGGGCUACCUCUGCUUCGUCGUCCUCUUCUGGAACGCGAACUCCGCGUCUGCGCCGUUCAUCAAGCCGUGCAAGGAUGGCGACGACAAGUGCAUACUCGCCUCCAGCCAGGCGGCCAUCCCCUUCGUGGCGGCCGGCAUCCCGGAGUUCGGGGUGCAGCCGCUGGACCCGCUGCGCGUGCCGCACAUCAGCAGCGACCAGGGCACGCUGAAGCUUUCCUUCAAGGACACCGUGCUGACGGGCCUCAAGGAUUGCAAAAUCGAGAGCAUCAAACAUGACCGUAUUAAGGGCAAACAGACCCUGGUCCUCCGUUGCAGUAUGGCCUUGGAAGGAGAUUACGUGCUGGACGGACAGCUCCUCAUUCUGCCUGUCCAGGGCAAAGGGAAAUACAGCAUCAAAAUACGCGACAUCGUUAUAAAGACGAUCACGGACUUGACCACGGAACAGGGAGGGGACGGCAAACCACACUGGAAGAUAGUGAAGUGGCGCGACAGUUUCCAGGUCAAGGGCGGCGCCACGUUCCGUUUCGACAACCUGUUCAACGGGAACAAAGUACUAGCGGAGCCGGUCGUGGACUUCGCCAACACGAACUGGAAGGACGUGAUGCAGGAAAUCGCUCCCCCAAUCGUACACGCCAUCGUCGCGGAAGUGUUCAAGAACGUCGAGGCGCUGUACAAAGCUGUGCCGGCCGACCAGCUCUACAUCGCU